Helianthus annuus (common sunflower) is the source of this 627-nucleotide messenger RNA. RefSeq names its product RNA-binding protein 33-like. Lineage: Eukaryota; Viridiplantae; Streptophyta; Magnoliopsida; Asterales; Asteraceae. The coding region runs from base 1 to 627 and encodes 208 amino acids. The record is from RefSeq and is a predicted model, not a curated record. The transcript has a single exon.
AUGGCUUCAAUUGCGGCCAUUGAAGUUGAGAGUGCUGUCUUGCAACCUACACCUGGAGGUAUUGACCCAUCUGUCAAGAAAUCGAUGUCAAAUCCAGAUGAUCUAGGUAUAAUCCCCCCUGUUUCUUUUUCUACACCCUCUAAAUCUCCGUGCACAACAAAUUCAAUGUUUGUUGAAGUGCCGACACCUGUUAAGAUCCUUAAUUUUGACGAUAUGGGGAAUUUAGAGGAUGGUGGUUGGGUUUCGGAAGAAGAAGAGGUAGUUGAGGGACAAGAUUCUCCUCAUCAGCCAGAAAACAUGGAUGAUAUGGCAACAGUCCCACCACCAUCUCCCACCACCACCACCACAACCAUCUGCCACCACCUCAUUCUUCACCGUCCACCUGCCACCGCCACCACCCGCAACCCACCUGCCAUCAACACACCUAGCACCAUCACCACCAACAACACCCACCGCCCCACCCCCACCAUCUAUCACCGUCCACCAACCUCCUACCACCACCACCACCACAACCACUUCGUCGCCGCCCACCCCAACCCUAACCGAACACCCACAAACACCCAAAAAUUUCAACCUUUCAACUGGAAAUUACCUUCACAGGUGGUUAUCCACAAAUGGCGAGCUUAG